Colletotrichum orchidophilum is the source of this 1515-nucleotide messenger RNA. RefSeq lists its product as uncharacterized. The record is from RefSeq and is a predicted model, not a curated record. The transcript has 5 exons. Lineage: Eukaryota; Fungi; Ascomycota; Sordariomycetes; Glomerellales; Glomerellaceae. Bases 1 to 1515 code for a protein of 504 amino acids.
AUGUCGGACUUCGACUUCUUCGCUGAUGGAAAUGCGCCGGGCGCUUACCAUUUCUUUGAUGAGAAUCUCAUGGACGAAGUUAUGUCUAUGACGGCCCUUCCAGCGGCCCAGAUGUCGCCAUUUCAGGCUGAUCUCGAUGUAAUCGACGAUCUUACGGUCUCUUUUGCGGAUAAGAAGUGGAUGUUUGAUGUCCUCCUCAACGACAUCAUUCCUUACCGCUAUAACGAUCACUUCCGGCUUUUCCCCGAAAUCGGGUUUUACCGAACCCUCUUGUAUAACCGGCCUAAUCGUGACGACAUCUGGGGUCUCGUUGAACGAUUUCACGAAUGGAUAUCAAGUAUUGCCGCAUUCUCUCCUACCCAGACAGACGAAGUCAUUGAGGCUUUGAAGCUCCGCGCACUCUUUCACGGCUGGCCGGAAACAUUGAGCGUACCACCUGAUUCCGUGAAUCAGUCGGUCAAUGAACUUUCAGUACCAUGGGAGCAGCAUCUGGCAACCUAUUCGCUCUCUACAGCCUCAACACCAAACUCUGUGCCGGUUAAUGGGACAAGAGCUGAAUCACAGUCGUCAUCAUUUACAGAUCAUCAACAUCCCCUUUUGAAAGGAGGGUUGGUUGUUGCCCCAGCCUUUCAAUACAAAGGCAUAAUUCAAAACAUGGAGCAGUCCAAAGAAAUGGACGAUGCCUAUGAAUGCCAUGUGAAGCGUGCGACUGGGGCAGCUCCAGAAGACGACGCUUCAUGGCCUGCUACUGCAGUACAGCAGCAAGCAUAUGUGCAAAAGCUAUUUGAGAGUAUUACUGAUCUGAGUGAUUUCUUUGAGCUAAGAAAAGCUCGCGAGCGUCUUGGAAAGAUUGCUGGUACUCAACCAGAGCUUCCAGUACCCCAAGCAGCAGAAAACCCCAGGAAGCGCCGCAGAGGCCAUGAUGGCCAAGCUGCUGGUCUAGAUCGUCCAGAGAGACCCAAGGGUAUGAGCAAGACCGAUUGGGCUCUUGUGGAUGAUCAUAAUACUCCAGUGGAUCUUUUAGAGGCGGUAAUUCAUCAUCGAAUCUCUGGUGUUGAAGUUGAGCUUAUAUGCUGGAGGCUUCUGCGCUACGCUAUGAAGCAGCAACAAGGUUUCACGAUGCGACCUCUUUGGUCUGGGUCGAGAACAGUGUCAAUGUGGGAACAUUUUGACACCUUUUCAGAGAGGUGGCUAGCGAUUUGUGAAAAUCUUCAGGACUGCAAGAUGAUCAUACAUUCCCUUACUCGUGCUGACUGGUUCUGCAAGUAUGCUGGUGCGCCUUCAAAGGAACGAGGCGCAAAAUUGAGCAACGAUUUACUGAAUGGUCGCCGGGAUAUUCAGAAUCAGGUCGGGCGAGACGUGAUAAAGGAAAAGACUUCAAGACAGGACUGGACAACGUCGGACAAUUUCGAGAUUCGCGAUAAAGCAGGCCAGCUUGUCUUGAAGGGUGGACACCUUGGCGACAAAGAACGCAGGCAGCUUGCCGUUAGAAGUAGGGAUGGGGGCAUAUCUUGA